AUGGCGAAUGAAUCUCAGGAAGAAUUUCUCUCAUCAAAACUGCAAAUUAUAUUAUCAUUUUAUACAAGUGAAAAGAUCCAAGAUUCUUUGAAUCCGACUUGGAGAAGUUUUGAUUUACAGAAAUCAAGUUUUCAAGUAAAUACAGCCGUGUCAAAUUUAAUUGUUAGAGUAUGGGGUGGACAUGCUGAAAAUUUUCAACUCAUCAUUGCAUGGCAGGUAGAUCUUAGUGGGUUGAAGUAUCUAGGAGAUAAGAUCCAUAAAGAUGGAAAGAGGUAUCCUCCAAACUCUCUUAUAUUUGGUAUGUUUAAUGGUUUCUAUGGAGCUCCAGAGAAAGUCGUGGUUCCAUACCCUGCAGGAAGUACUCUGUAUCAAAGUUUCUUUGAAGUGGAAGCAAGUCUUAUCAAGCAGUCAUAUACAAAGUUUUCCCUUGCCAGAAUACAUACUAAUCAACGUGCAAUAAAACAAACCGAAGCCACUGUCUGUAAAGUCAGAAGUGCCAUAGAGAAGCAGCUGCUAUUAUCAAGAGAAAAAGUUAAAUUGCUUGCAGAGCGAGAGUCACUGAACUUACAAGUUACAUUAAUGCAAGAAGAAGUAGCAAGACAGAGUAGACUACUUCAAAGAGAACGGGAAUUGCAACACAGAUCAGGAAUUCGAAUUGACUCUAAAGCCCGUGAUGUAAUUACCAAAAGAGAACGACUUAGGAAAGAUAAAGUACAGAUACAGGAACAUAGAAAUGAACAUAUCAACAAAAGGGAGAUAUUACUAAAAUACAAGUCUCAACUAAGUGCCAGGAGACGACAGUUAGUUAGUGAAUUAUCUUUUAUUUAUCCAAUUGUAGAGUUAAGCAAUCAUACGCACCUUAUAUGUGGUGUUAAGUUGCCUAAUGCUGAAGGUUACUCAGGAACAGAUGAGACAACGAUAUCCACAGCACUGGGAUAUACCUGUCACUUAAUGAUCAAAAUGUCUCAGUUUUUACAACUACCACUACGCUAUCCAAUGUAUCACAGGGGAUCACGGUCCAUUAUCAGGGAUCAUGUGAAUGAUAAACUUCAGGACAGAGAUAGAGAUUUUCCUCUGUACUCCAAAGGCAAGGAGAGAUUUCAGUUCAACUAUGCUGUGUAUUUAUUAAAUAAGAAUGUGGCUCAGCUUCGCUAUUUCUGUGGUCUUCCAACAACUGACUUGAGAGCAACACUGCCUAAUCUCAAGAGUUUGCUGGAGUUGAGGUGGGGAGUAAAGUUCGACUAUCAGAAUCAGAUGACUGUGUAUCCUGAGAAAAAGCCAAUAACGCCAUCCAAAGUAUCUAAUAAUUCUCAGUUAACACAGACUGAUGAUUUACAGCCGUUAAUGACCAAUCACUCUAAAAUAGGAAGUCCUAAAGUUAGUCCAAAGGCAAGUCCACGGGCAAGUCCGAAAGUUAGCCCACGGGCAAGUCCACAUGGGUCCCCCUUGAAAGGGAGAAGAAUUUCCGUUGAAUCAACUGACUCUGCUUCCCCAGAAACAUUUGUACAAUUGCAUAUGACGGCAUCAGAGUUGCAAGGGAGUGUGAUGUCACCUCCCAGGACACGGAGUGACAGAGUCCGAGAACUAGAAGGUGUUGUAAGCAUGAGUUACCAAGGGGAGAUAGAAAGUGAUGAAGUUGGUAAAGAAGCAAUAACUAUGGAGGAGGAGAUAGACUCCAAUACUAUCAAUUUUGGUAGUAGAAAAUCAUCGGCCGAGAUUUUGUCCGAUUCUAGUGAAGAGCUUGACGAGCAAGAAACUUCUGAACUUUAUGAAGGUGCUGCUUGUUAUACUCAAAAAGACAAUGCAACUGUUGAAAAUUCAACAGACAAUAUUGAAAGGCCUAGCAAGGAGUCACCAAGGAGAAUAUUUUCUCAAGAAGUUGACAGCGAUGAUUCUGAGGAGGCAGCAGCAUCAGAAAAUGAUUGUACUGUAAGUGUAUGCAAUAGUGACGAUGCAAACACUAUUUUACACAAUGUUAAUGCUCUUGAUGGGUUGGAUGAAAUUAGUAGUCGGACUGAUGCACUUUCUAAUACAGGGAGGUCAACUAGUUUCAGAUUUCAAAGUCCUGUACAUCAAAAAACUGGGAAUAAUAUAUGAGGGGAAAGGUUGGUUGCAAGUCUAUUGUAGCAACAGUACAUUAUUUGGGCUCAAAGGGAAAAGAAACAU
Saccoglossus kowalevskii is the source of this 2166-nucleotide messenger RNA. RefSeq names its product UV radiation resistance-associated protein-like. Gene Ontology annotation, molecular function: SNARE binding. NCBI's taxonomy places the organism in Eukaryota, Metazoa, Hemichordata, Enteropneusta, Harrimaniidae. Gene Ontology annotation, cellular component: endosome; lytic vacuole; phosphatidylinositol 3-kinase complex, class III, type II. The record is from RefSeq and is a predicted model, not a curated record. Gene Ontology annotation, biological process: SNARE complex assembly.